Messenger RNA from Juglans microcarpa x Juglans regia, 2375 nucleotides. Its product is annotated as protein S-acyltransferase 24. Gene Ontology annotation, biological process: protein palmitoylation. Gene Ontology annotation, cellular component: Golgi membrane. Gene Ontology annotation, molecular function: palmitoyltransferase activity; protein binding. NCBI's taxonomy places the organism in Eukaryota, Viridiplantae, Streptophyta, Magnoliopsida, Fagales, Juglandaceae. The record is from RefSeq and is a predicted model, not a curated record.
UAUAUUGGAGAAACCUCGAAAUUGCCUAUUUGCCUUCUACGGACGGAUAUCCAUAGGCAGGUGAUCUCUCUCUCUCUCUCUCUCUGUCUGAGUCAACACGGACGGCAAAGACCCGAACUCUGUCUCCCCCACUUUCUCAGAAAAACCCUAGGAUACCUAGUGCCCAAUUUCUAAUCCAGGAAAGGAAAAAAAAAAAAAAAGAAGACCCUAGAAAGUCAACUAAAUUAAAUUCCUGUAUUCCACAUUUCCACUCCCAGAUUCUCGAACGAUCUCGCUCUAAUUGAGUAAAAUGUCAUCGGAGAUCGAGGUUGUUGACGAAGUCGAAUCCCGUGACCAUGAGUCGGCUUUGUCUUCGGCCGCCGGCAGUUCUUCCGGGGCGUCGGAGAACGAGAUUCGGGAAGAGAGUAUGCGGGACGAUGUGUACACGGCGGCGGCGUACGGGGAUUUGGAGAAGCUUCAGAGAUUGGUGGAGUGCGAGGGCUGCUCCGUGUCCGAGCCCGACGGUCUCGGCUACUACGCGCUUCAGUGGGCUGCGCUCAACAACCGCACUGCCGCUGCUCAGUAUAUUAUUGAGCAUGGAGGCGACAUAAAUGUGACAGAUCAUACUGGGCAAACUGCAUUACAUUGGAGUGCUGUUCGAGGUGCAAACCAAGUGGCAGAGCUUUUACUCCAGGAGGGUGCACGGGUGAAUGCUGCUGAUAUGAAUGGCUAUCAGGCAACACAUGUUGCAGCUCAAUAUGGUCAGACAGCCUUUCUUUAUUACAUUGUUUCGAAAUGGAAUGCUGACCCCGAUAUUCCUGAUAAUGAUGGAAGAAGUCCUUUACACUGGGCUGCUUAUAAAGGUUUUGCAGACUGUAUACGUCUUCUUUUAUUCCUGGAUGCAUACAGGGGUCGCCAAGAUAAAGAGGGUUGCACUCCUCUCCAUUGGGCUGCUAUCAGGGGUAACUUAGAGGCCUGCACAGUGUUAGUACAGGCUGGCAAGAAGGAAGACUUAGUGGUGACUGAUAACACUGGACUGACGCCAGCCCAGCUUGCUUCUGAUAAGAAUCACAGACAAGUUGCAUUUUUCCUUGGAAAUGCUAGAAGGCUCCUUGACAAACGUUGUGAUGGUAAUGGCCGCCUUGGAAAAAUUUCAAAAUUAGGACUUGCGCCUGUACUGUGGUGUUUAAUAUUCGUGCUGUUGGUGACCUAUACUCAUUCUGUCAUCAUCGUAUCAAAUCUGCCAAAAUUGACUGCUGGCUCUGGUCUUUUUGCAUGGCUGGGUGUUUUCCUAGCAACUGCUGGGCUAGUUAUGUUUUAUAGGUGUAGCAGCAAGGAUCCUGGUUACAUCAGAAUGAAUGUGCAUGAUGCACAAAAUAUGAAAGACGAUGAACCAUUGUUGAAGAUAGAGAUAAAUAACCCUGCUUUGCUAGCUGGAAAUUGGUCUCAGCUCUGUGCAACGUGCAAGAUUGUCAGGCCUCUCCGUGCAAAGCAUUGUUCCACUUGUGAUCGUUGUGUUGAGCAAUUUGACCAUCACUGCCCUUGGGUAUCCAAUUGCAUUGGCAAGAAAAACAAGUGGGAUUUCUUUUUGUUCCUCGUUCUAGAAGUUUCGGCCAUGUUGAUUACUGGUGCAGUUACUCUUACAAGACUUUUGACCGAUCCAUUCGCUCCUGAUUCUUUUGGAGCUUGGAUCAAUUAUGUUGGCACAAAUCAUGUCGGUGCCAUGUCAUUUCUGAUUGUGGAGUUCUUCCUCUUCUUUGGUGUGGCAGUUUUAACAUUAGUACAAGCUUCUCAGAUAUCACGCAACAUUACAACGAAUGAAAUGGCAAAUGUAAUGCGCUAUAGCUACCUUCGAGGCCCAGGUGGUCGGUUCAGAAACCCCUAUGAUCAUGGGAUGAGGAAGAACUGUUCAGAUUUUUUGAUCAAUGGCUACAACGAAGAUGUAGAGUACAUUGAAGAGUCAACUCAUUCUGAGGGGAUUGGAAUGGUGCAUAUGACAAGGAAUUCUAACGCACAAAAUGGGGAUGCGGUUUGCCAUCAAACAAAUGGCAAUGGCCAUGUUGUCAUCAAUGUAAAUUCUACGAACAGCAAAGCCCAUCAUGGCCAUGUUCAUUCUUCUCAUUGCAGCCAUAAUAAUCAUGGAAAAGCUAAAACGGAUGGCAUCCCCGUGGGUUUGGGUCUUGGUCUUGGACGGACCACUACACGCACUGUUGUAGGCUCAUGAUGUUGAUGGUAAGCCUGCAUAAUUCUGAAAUUUGUGUUUGUAUUAUAAGUAUACACCAGGUUAUAGAUUCUGUAAUUCAAUUUAUUGUUGCCCGUUUUGCCCCCCCCAAAGUGCCAUGGAUAUAAAUAAUUUUAGAAGUGGAUCCUCAAUUACACCUGAGCAUGUUGGUUGA